Molecule: messenger RNA, 1208 nt
Organism: Scheffersomyces amazonensis
Lineage: Eukaryota; Fungi; Ascomycota; Pichiomycetes; Serinales; Debaryomycetaceae
Exons: 1
Coding region: 103-1173 (356 amino acids)
Biological process (GO): endoplasmic reticulum tubular network organization
Cellular component (GO): endoplasmic reticulum tubular network
Source: RefSeq, a predicted model, not a curated record
UUAGCUCCGAGUACAUUUUUUCUGAGGGUAUACAAAUAAAUUUCACGGAGCAAUAAAUUUUAGUGUGCCACUACUGUAUAGUUUGUUUUAUAUUAGAUAAUCAUGUUUAGUAUAUUCCGGAAGAGUGGAUUUGAUCCUAAUGAGUUUGAGAAAGAACUCAGUUCCAUUACUCAGAAGAUUUCUACUACAAGUCAACAAAUUCUGAGAUUAAAAAUUGGUCGUGAUUCUUCUAAACGGAAAGUGCUAUUAAUCUGUUCAGCUACAUAUAUAUUAUUCUUAGGAUAUAUAUAUGCUACUAGUCCUACUACAAUUAGUAAUACAAAGAUUAAUCGUUUACAAUUAUUUAUUACUUCACAAACUAAACACCAAUUGUUAUUUUUAUUACUUUAUCCAGUAGUAGGGUAUGGUAUCUAUACCAUUGUUCAUUGGUUCUAUACAUUCUUAAUUAAUAGUAAAUCAAAUCAAUUGAUUAACCUAAAGAAGAAACAUAAGCAAAAGAUCGAGGAUUUGAAAAGAAUUACAAACUUCAAUACAACUAAUGAGUUAUUGGACAAAUUUGGGGAUGAGAAGGACAAACCCAAACCUAAAUCAAAUCUUAGUACAAAACCAAAAUCGAACUUACCAACUCAAAUUCCUAACAAUCCUACAAUUAAUAGGUCAGGAGUUAUAGAUGUCAAUAAGUUAUCAGAAACACAGUUAAAGAAAUUGAAUAUCAAUAUCACUCCAAAUAAACCUCUACCACAACAAACCCCACAAUCUCACGCACAAUCGCAAAUACAGUCAUCAACACCUCCGCCACCAAAAGUAGCUUCCACACCACCAAAGAGAACAUUCCAAGAUAGAAUUUUGGAUUUACUUAUAGGAUCUGAUAACAGUGAAGCAGUUGAAAAUAGAUAUGCAUUGAUUUGCUAUAAAUGUUAUGCUCAUAACGGUUUGGCCCCACCCCAUACAGAUAACCCAUCUGCUAUAAAAUUUAAGUGCAUGCAAUGUGGUACAUUAAAUGGUCAUGGAGUUCUUGAUGCAGAGUUAAAAGAUUUAAUUAAUGAGAGUUUAUCAGAAGAUGUAAAGAAAGAGGUUCCUGAUCCAGUAACAGCUGAAAAUGAAAAAUCCGAAGUUGAGUCAGAUACAUCACCUAAAGAGAAGAUUGAAUCCAAGGAUGAAUCCUUACAAUAAUUAUAUUAUAGUUAGAUCUAUGUGAUAAAUACCUC